GCCAGACUGUUUAUGACAGUAACAAUGGUAACAACUGUGACGACAGUAAACAUUUUUUUUAAUUUUAGUUGUUAAGGAGUCUAGUCUGGCAGUUUUGUUAUGGUUAUUUUUGGUAUCUACAUUGUAUCCAAGUCUGGAGGGCUCAUUUUCAAUUAUGAUAACAAUGUCCCGAAAAUUGAAAAAGAAAAGAAAUUUUCAUAUCCUCUGGAUAUAAAGUUGCGGGUGGAAAAUAAAAAAAUUGUUGUGGAGUUUGGAGAGAGGGAUGGAAUUCAUGUGGGCCAUGUGCUGUAUUCAAUAAACGGCAUUGGUGUGACUGGACAACAGAUGGAUGACGGUCAAGAUGCCCUGGAAUUUUUAAACAAAAAAGAAAAUUAUCCCGUAGUUAUAAAAUUUGGCAGGCCCAAAAUGACAACAAAUGAAAAAAUUUUUCUAGCCAGCAUGUUCUAUCCUUUAUUUGCUAUAGCCAGUCAGCUGAGUCCGGAACCGAAAUCGUCAGGAAUAGAAGUGCUGGAAGCAGAUACAUUCCGGCUUAAUUGUUUCCAAACUCUAACUGGGGUUAAAAUUAUGAUAGUCUCUGAUCCCAGCCAAACUGGAGUCGAAAUUUUACUGAAACGUUUAUAUGAAAUUUACGCUGAUUAUGCGUUGAAAAAUCCUUUUUAUUCGUUAGAAAUGCCAAUAAGAUGUGAACUCUUUGAUAAUAAUUUAAAAAGUCUUCUAGAACAAAUUGAAAAAGUUGGAAUAACUAAUAUAUAGUUGAAAUGAUAUUUAUCAGAAAAGUGAACUGUAUUGCCCAUGUUUGACUUGUUUCAGCUUCUAAAAAUGAUUGAAUCAUUCAUACGGGUUAGAUUUCAAUUUUCCUAUUCAACCAGGACAUAGGUGGUUGUUGGUAUUUUGAUAAAAAAAGAUGUAUUCUCAAGUUGAUAUGGAUUUCAUUUAAAUUAUUAUCAAUCUCUGUUCAUGAAACAAGUAUUUGUUUUUUUUUAAUUUUACUAUAAGGAAGUUUCAAAGAAAAUCAAUUCAUUUGAAUUUUCUUUUAUUCUAAAAGAGCUCUUCAUAUGUUUUUGUUUAUGUUUAAAUGAUUUCCUCGUUUGAUUGUUAACAUCAUACCUGAUUUGAGAAAAAAUAAAUAACCCAAUCAGUACCUAUA
This is a messenger RNA of Leptinotarsa decemlineata (Colorado potato beetle), 1147 nucleotides long. RefSeq names its product trafficking protein particle complex subunit 4-like protein Trs23 (gene Trs23). Lineage: Eukaryota; Metazoa; Arthropoda; Insecta; Coleoptera; Chrysomelidae. Gene Ontology annotation, cellular component: TRAPP complex. Gene Ontology annotation, biological process: endoplasmic reticulum to Golgi vesicle-mediated transport. The record is from RefSeq and is a predicted model, not a curated record.